Scatophagus argus is the source of this 5534-nucleotide messenger RNA. It is a transcript of the gene asxl1, whose product is annotated as ASXL transcriptional regulator 1. The transcript is spliced from 12 exons. Gene Ontology annotation, biological process: animal organ morphogenesis; positive regulation of transcription by RNA polymerase II. The coding region runs from base 345 to 5099 and encodes 1584 amino acids. Gene Ontology annotation, molecular function: DNA binding; chromatin binding; peroxisome proliferator activated receptor binding. NCBI's taxonomy places the organism in Eukaryota, Metazoa, Chordata, Actinopteri, Scatophagidae. The record is from RefSeq and is a predicted model, not a curated record. Gene Ontology annotation, cellular component: PR-DUB complex.
UCCUGCGGAGGGUUUGACCUUUGACCUGGUUGUUGCAUUCCACAGAGGCUUGUCCUGCAGCAGCACUACAGCUAGACCUGCGACUCACAUUGCUUCUGUGCCACAGAGAGACGAUGUGUGUGCAGCUAGUUUAGACUAGGCAGUGGACAGAGUCGCGACAAUUGACUAGCAAACACUAGAGCAUCGCCUCGAGCUAAAAUAUUCGUCUUUCUUCAGGCCUCAACAUAGUACUAUAGUUAACUUAGAACGUUGUUAGCCAUUUUGCUAAGCACCUAAAUCGCCAUCGUAUUGAGAUUGCUUUGUAGACACACAGCAGGCUAGCCGCAGACACCAGCGCAUAGGAAAUGAAGGACAAACAAAAGAGAAAGAAGGAGCGGACCUGGGCUGAGGCGGCUCGCAUGGUUUUGGAGAACUUCUCUGAUGCACCGAUGACUCCCAAACAAAUCCUGCAUGUCAUCCAGACCAAGGGGCUGAAAGAAAUGCGAAGUGGCACAGCUCCUUUGGCCUGCCUGGUUACCAUGCUGCACUCCCAGGUAAGGGGUGACCGAGUCAAGAACAGUAUCUUCUUCAAGCUGCCUGGACGGAUGAGCCUGUUCACUCUCAAGAAAAAUGCCCUCCAGUGGACAAAGACAACAGCAGAGUCAGAGACACCAGCAGAUCCGACCGGCAGUAACGCCACCCCAGCUCCCAGCAACAACACCCCUGCAGCAGGCUCAACUAUGACCCCGGAUGGCCCCACUGAGGCAGCUGAGCAGGAGAGCUGCGACUCCACCGAGACAACCACUGCUGCCAGUGGAGACAAUGACGCCUCAGUGGAUGAGAGUUCCUCCGGCGCCUCCUGCUCCACAGAAUUGCAGACUCCCAGCACCCAGCCUCAGACCCGACUCAGUAGGGCGGCGGGACAGCAGGGGCGCACAGAUGCACAACAUAGUCAGCACGCUCCACAUGCCCAAACGAGACUGAGCCGCUCGAGACAGUCAGGAAGACAGAGGAAGAAAGCAGUCAUGAUGCCCCGUGUUGUUCUCACACCACUUAAAGUGAAUGGAGAGCACGUCCCCUCAGGGCCCAUGAAAAGGAGUCGAGGAGGGGUGGACGUAGAUUUUGAAACACCAGGCUCCAUCCUGGUGAACACCAACAUCAGAGCCCUCAUCAACGUGCGGACUUUUUCAGCCUUCCCCACACACUCACAGCAGCAGCUGCUGCAGCUCCUGCCAGAGGUGGACCGACAGAUUGGACCUGAUGGUAUGGCCAGACUGAGUAGUUCAGCUCUCAACAAUGAGUUCUUCACCCAUGCCUCCCAGAGCUGGAAAGAAAGGCUGGCUGAGGGGGAGUUCACCCACGAGAUGCAAGUGCGCUUCCGGCAAGAAAUGGAGAAAGAGAAGAAGGUAGAGGCGUGGAAGGAAAAGUUUUUUGAAGAGUACCAUGGGCAAAAGUCCGGCCUGACGCAGGAGGAGUCCCUAAAACUCACCAUGAGUGAAGCCAGUGAAGUUUCAGCUAGUGUGCUGGACAGUGAUGUGGCUGUGGUUGCAAGCGGUGCCCCUAAAAGACGCAGUGUGGGUCGGCGGAGAAGAGAUGGAAGGAUGAGGAGACGCACACGGGCUGACCUGCGUCGCAGGGCCCGUCGGACUCUCUGCAAGACCACAGCUCCAGCCCUGCAGGCUGCAGAAGCAGCUGAGGCUAGUACUGCACUGGAUAUCUCAGCAGUCUCUGUCGGCUCUCCCACGUCCGAAAACACAGUGGUUCAAGGUGAGGUGGUGCUGCAGGGUGAAUGUGGCGUGGAACUCCCAGCUGAGAGUGCCAUGGAGCCAAAGCCUUCUCCCACUCCGGAGCCUGUCGCGUUGCCAGUCCCUACUCCUACUCCGACUCCCACUCCUACUCCCACUCCCACUCCUACUCCUACUCCCACACCCAGCCCCAGCCCCAGUCCAGCCUCAACCAGUGCAAACGAAGACCCCGAACUUACAGCCCGCCUGCUCCCAGAGGAGGCUGCACCUGUACUGGCUUCCGCCUCCUCACCUUCCUCCUCCUCCUCUUCAUCUUCGUCUGCCUCCUCACCUGCCUCCUCACCCUCCUCACCUUCCGACAGACAGGGAGCUUUUGCUGCAGGCCUGGACUCCUCUUCAUCCUCCUCAGCGUCCUCCAGUGCAGCAGUUGCGGCCGAUCCCCUGGAUGACACUGCUUCUGUGGUCACCUCUAUCACAGGGGGUACCGCCACAAGCAGCCGUGAGAGCAGCCCCUCAGCCAGCCCAGCCACCACCCCUGUGCCCAGCUCCCAGCUCAAGGACCAGAAGAGAAGGCCAGAUGAGACUCAGGCCUUCUCCAGCUUCCCCGAAAAGAGGCCCCGGCUUGAUGAUCGUCAGUCCUUUCGUACCACAAUUGACAGCGUCCGUUCGGAGAAGCCGCAGCCGACAACAGAAGAGCCCAAGGUGCCGCCUAUCCGGAUUCAACUGUCCAGAAUCAAACCUCCCUGGGUCAAAGGGCACCCCACAUACCAGAUCUGUCCCCGGAUCGUGCCCCCUGGUGAGGGCUCGCGGCGGUCGGGGACGGGGGGUGCGCGCACCUUGGCGGACAUCAAAGCCCGUGCCCAGCAAGCCCGGGCCCAACGCGAGGCCGCUGCUGCUGUUGCAGCCACUAGCGACGGGGCAGGGACGACGGGGCUCAGGGUGCGGGCUGCUGCUGGGCUACAGGAUAGCAGCAAUGGACGACGAGCGCGAGAGCAUCCAGGACCUAUCGAGCCCGGAGGAGGAGGAGGAGGAGGAGGAGGUGGAAGAAGGGGAGGUAGUGGGAUGGAGGAGCAGGGAUCGUCUACAGGCACUAAUUCGUCUGGAGCACAACUACAGCUUCUCAGUAUAGAGCCCACACCCCAGCCUUCCCCUUCGCUGUCCACUACCUCAACUUCAGUGUCCAUGGAGCCCCCACAGACCCCAAGCCCUCCUUCAGAGGAAGCACCUGAGGGGCCAGAGGCUGUAGAGGAAACACAGGAAACUUCAACCAGUGUCCAUAGCUCCUCCAAUGGGCUCACAGAUAAGGCUGACUUGUCCUUUCCAGCGGCUGACGCUGUAUCUGAGUUGUUGGCUACCCAUUCAGCCAGACAAAACCAGGUGCCCGAAUCUGCCCCUGUCUCCUCUGAGAGGGCAGACCAGGAUGGUGAAAAACUCUCUUUGACCCCCACCUCCAUCCCAGAUUCCCUUCCCAGGUUUGGGGCUCAGGGUGUGGAUGUUAUUCAAACACUGGCUAGCUCCUGUCAGCCCAAAGAGCAAGUACAAGACAAGGAGACUAGACUGGGUGGUGUUAUCCUGCAUGGCUCCCACCGUAUGGACCCCCAGGAGGUGUUUUCUCACUCAGCUGCAGAAAGCCGACAAACAGACACACCCUCUUCCCUACGUGUGGACUCCUGUGGCAGAGAGAAAGAUGACGAGGCUGGGACACAUAGCGACUCCACGGAAACCGCUUCAGACUGUGAGAACGAGAGCCAGGAGGAUGAGCAGCAGCCUGACCAGAGCUGGUGCCCCAAACUGAACACACAGAGGAAUGGCCAGCUAGUCAUCUGCAGCCCACCUCCUCAGAACCAGCAGCCAGUCAUCCAAGCCCAUGUGUCCAGCCGUCAAGGUCAGACCGUCAUUCAGCCUUGCUUCCCCAGUGGCCAGCCUCACCCUCAGCACAGCCGCUCUCAUUCUCAGGACCACCAGUUUCUCCCUGCAGUCCAUCCGCGGGGACUGAGGGACACCAACGUUGUGGUCAAAAUGGAGCCCGGAGAUGAUUGUAGAGUCUCCAGACAGAACUCUACUGAAGAGGAAUGUCGUGGAGGUUUAAAGUCCUCCAUCACUCACCCAGCUGCUGCUGCUGCUGCUGCUGCUGCUGCUGCGUCGAAAAAACUGGCCAGCUCCAACAGACCAGUGUCCAGUGUGGAGGCCAACAACCCUUUGGUCACUCAGCUGCUACAGGGCAGCCUGCCCCUGGAGAAAGUUCUGCCCUCACAUUCUGCCAACAAGCUGGAGAUCAGCCGAUUGCCAGGACCCCAACUUAGGCCAACCGUGGCCAGAACCCCAGGGCAACACAACAGGCCGGAUGUCUCAGCCCAGCUUCCUAGCCCCGAACUGACUGCAGCCUCUCAAAUCCAUAACAAGUCUCCCACGGGCCGCCCAGUUUCCUGUCCCGUGGAGGCCUCAGCCGUGUCACAGUAUCAAUCCCAGCAGGCCCCUGGGGCUGUCCCGGUCAUCACCUCUCUGCCGCCUUCUUCAUCCUCCUCCAGUUCUUUGACCUAUAGAAGUAAGUCAGACCUUUGCUCCCAGACUGCUGUGGAAUCUGCAGUUAUUACAGACUCUCAUGGUCCUCAGCCCUCACAGGGGGCCACUCCAGACAAGUCCCAGCCAUCCCACCGGACCAUGUCUAAUGGUCCCUCUCCUCCCCAUGCAGACCCAUGUCCCACUGAGGUGGUGCCUACUAUUAAGAUUAACUGGAAGUCCCCACAAUCUCAGCUCCCCCACUUUCACCAACAGCAGCUGUCUCCUGGACCCACCAUGAAGAAUGAAGUUGGUGUGCGGCCCUCUUGCCAGGCUCUUACCAAAUCCUCCCCCACAAAACCCAUGAGUGUUACCAAAAAGGACCAUGGGAGCUCUGUUGACAGCUACCUGAGUGGAGGGGCAAUGGAGGGACUCCUCAACAUGGAGAUGACUUUUGCUAGAAUGGCAAAGAAGGAACAUGGCAAAACUCCCUUCCCCUCUGGCUCUCCUUCCUCCUCUUCCCCCUCAUCCUCCUCAUCUGUGUCCUCCCUUCCGUUCCAGCUGUAUGGAAAGCUGUCCAAGCAAGGUGGAGGUGGCGUUGGAGGGGUAAGCUACACAGCCAAUGUGUCAGUGAUGGACAAUGGGAGUUUCUCCCGGAGCAUGGCAGAUGGUGUUCUCCAGCUGCGCCCCCGCUUGGCCUCCAGCCAGACCACCCUUAGCAUCCAGGCCUUUACUGACAGUGCAGCUGAAGAGGUGGCGCUCAAGUGCUCAUGCCGCCUCAAAGCCAUGAUCAUGUGCCAAGGCUGCGGUGCCUUCUGCCAUGACGAUUGCAUCGGGCCCUCUAAACUGUGCGUAUCAUGUUUGGUGGUCAGAUAGUAUGUUGAAGUCCCUGUGCGCUGUAGGACUGAUGUCAUUACAUUAUCAGCAGCAGGACUGGGUGGCUCCAGAGCGUACACAAACCUGAUUGGGAGCCUGACAGGCAAGAACUGCCUUGUAUAUUAUAAUUGGUCUGUAUUUUUUGUUGUUGCAGAUUUUCAGAUUUUUUUUUUUGUUGUACUGAUAUAUUAUUAUUGUUAUUGUUAUUAUUAUUAUUAUUAUUAUUGUUGUGAAUUUGGGGGCAUGAUUGACUGUAAAUUAUGCCUUUAUUUUGUUUUCUCUCCUCAAAAACAUUUACCUCAUCUUAUCUUGCUCCACCUGUCAUCAUUUGGUGACCAUCAUUGUUUUGGUCCCUUGUUUCCAAACAGGGACUUAUUGUUGUUGCUUUGCGCAAAGAAGUAUUUUUUUAACCAUUAAAAUGAGUAAACAACCUUA